AUGUCUGUACCUUCUUCUGAGGACACCAAAAUCGCAAGGGGUGAUUCGAUUACCGUCGAUAAUGCUAUAGAUCCAGUCCGAAAUGGUCGUACCGAGGCUGGUUAUUUCUUUAUGAAUUAUCAAGUAAUGGACCCUAGCAUUCCCAUCCGGUCGCUGUCCUGGGACACGUGGACUACAUUUCUGACCGGGCAAUGCGCGUAUUCCCCCACGGAGCAUCUCCUAAAAUGCACCAUCGAUGGGGAAGAUCCCAUUUAUAUUUUCCAUGACAUACAAUGGAAAUCUACUCUGUCGCGUCUGAAGAAACUUGGGAAAAAAGUCUUUUUCGAGAUAGUCUCCAAGAAAGAUACAUACGCCGAGAUGGGAAUUGAACUCCCUGAGCCUGAACCGGCCGUGAUCUCACCUCGCUCGCCUGUCUUCGGUGAACCUCAUCACUGGCGACAACGGUUGAGCGGUAUCUAG
Aspergillus pseudotamarii is the source of this 459-nucleotide messenger RNA. RefSeq lists its product as uncharacterized. The transcript has 2 exons. The record is from RefSeq and is a predicted model, not a curated record. The coding region runs from base 1 to 459 and encodes 152 amino acids. Lineage: Eukaryota; Fungi; Ascomycota; Eurotiomycetes; Eurotiales; Aspergillaceae.